CGAUCUGAAAGACUAUGAAACUAGGAUUCAGUAUCUUCCAGAAAUGGCGAGGCUUGGUUUAUGUCGGCGAUUUCAUCAAGGACAGUAUUCUAGUGUCGCCGCCAGCUGGAAUUCGCGGAUUGAACGGUACCUGUUGGACUUGGAGCAACAAGCCAGUCAAACAUCCGUGUCUAUAUCUACGCAUGCUUCAAGAAGAUCAAGGGACUCACUUUAUAAUUCGGAGGUGACGACGACGACGAUGGCUACAACAAAUCCAACUGGCUUGGUUAUACGGCGCUCCCCGGUUUCCUUGUCUUCUAUUCUAGGAGAAACCUCAGCGCCAGCUCCAACUCUAAUAUCCACUGAAGUUCCUGCGCAAAUAUUGCCUCCGAGCCCUAGCCAACCAAACCUCGGAAGACCGUUUAUCUCUCCCGUGUUACCCACUAGGUCGAAUACUCCUCCACCAAAUCCAUUGGCUCAUGGCUGCACUGCCCGUCAUGUCCAACGAAAAAGUACCUCCGACGACUGUCCUGUCUGUCAACAGUCGCUCUCAUCAACUACUUUGGCGGACUUGGUGUGGUGUAAGGCACAGUGUGGAACGAACAUUCAUCGCGAGUGCUGGGAGAUGUGGAGGAGGACUUCUCCAAGGAACACACGGUGCAUAUAUUGUCGUACAACUUGGUCUGCUGCUUGCAUACACGAUACCACCGUCACCCCGUACCAUGAUUUUCUACCUCAAUUCUCAGGUGACGGUUCCAUGUUCCGUACACUAUUCAACCCCCUUCGACAUGCCUGGUCUCUCUUCGACGUUACUGACACUGAGGCAACUGGACUCAGAGAGUUAUUCAAUCCAAGGCGACACAUUCGUCCGAUUCGGUACGAGAGACAAAAGGACAUCUGGGCAUCUUUGACCUUAGACACCUCACUGGACUUGCAAAACUUCUUUAACCCCCGACGCCAUCGCGUUAUUUUCUGUAUCUGGGAAAUUGAAGAGGGCGGUGAUGUAGGCCUCUAUACUUUGUUCAACCAUCGUCGGCAUCGUACCCAAUUCUGUCUUUGGGAUAGCACGGAGCAAGACGAUGGAUUUACCAUCUUAUUCGACGAGCGACGGCACAAACGAGCACCCCGUAUUGAUAAGAGCAAACUCACGGCAAUGGAACAGGAAGGGGAUGACUUUAUGCUCCGGUGGUUGUUCGAGGUGCCAGUAGCCUCGUGUCCAUCCGUAAAGAUGACCUCUGAGACAUGGUCCGAACAAAUGAACAACGUGUUGAGUCGUUGGGAACGUAUACCAAACAAUUUCACGCCGGGCAACACAGCUGAUAAGGAGGACUGCGAGACAGAAAAAAAUAACUGUCUCGCGUCCCUACGUCUAGUAGGCUCGUUGCGGCAAAUUUGGAGAUCUGUAGUCAUGGAUUGGUAGUGACGAUGAUGGUCAAUUGAGCAAUUGGCAGUUGGCUAGUAGGCCUGACGGCGCGGUAAUUAGGACUGAUAUUUUAUCUGUUUCCA
Aplosporella prunicola CBS 121167 is the source of this 1485-nucleotide messenger RNA. RefSeq lists its product as uncharacterized. The record is from RefSeq and is a predicted model, not a curated record. The coding region runs from base 44 to 1399 and encodes 451 amino acids. NCBI's taxonomy places the organism in Eukaryota, Fungi, Ascomycota, Dothideomycetes, Botryosphaeriales, Aplosporellaceae. Gene Ontology annotation, molecular function: ubiquitin protein ligase activity. The transcript has 2 exons.